This is a messenger RNA of Herpailurus yagouaroundi (jaguarundi), 1020 nucleotides long. RefSeq names its product keratin-associated protein 10-8-like. The transcript has a single exon. Bases 70 to 1020 code for a protein of 316 amino acids. The record is from RefSeq and is a predicted model, not a curated record. Gene Ontology annotation, cellular component: keratin filament. NCBI's taxonomy places the organism in Eukaryota, Metazoa, Chordata, Mammalia, Carnivora, Felidae.
AACACCUCGCCCUCGCACCUGCCACACACACACCCCCGUCCAGCUCGGCUCCCAGAACAAAACUCCAGCAUGGCUGACCCCUGCUGCUCUAGGACUUGUGUUAUUGCCGCGUCCACCCUGUCCGUCUGCUCCAGCGACCUGAGCCUUGGCAGCCACGUCUGCUCACCCAGUGCUUGCACUGGAUCCUCCUGGCAGGUGGACAAUUGCCAGGAGAGCUGCUGCGAGCCCCCGACCUGCGCCCCGGCCCCCUGCCUGACCCUCCUGUGCGGCCCCUCCUCCCCCUGCCAGGGAGACUGCUGCACCCCUGUGUGCUGCAAGCCCGUGUGCUGCACCCCUGUGUGCUGCAAGCCCGUGUGCUGCACCCCUGUGUGCUGCAAGCCCGUCUGCUGCACCCCUGUCUGCUGCAAGCCCGUCUGCUGCACCCCUGCGUGCUGCAAGCCCGUCUGCUGCACCCCUGUGUGCUGUGAGGACUCCCCCUGCUCACGCCCCUCCUGCUGCCAGCCCAGCCCCUGCUGCAGACUCUCCUCCUGCGUGUCCCUGCUCUGCCGCCCCGUAUGCAGGCCCUCCUGCUGCACCCCUGUGUGCUGCAAGCCUGUCUGCUGCACCCCUGUGUGCUGCGAGGACUCCCCCUGCACAACCUCUUCAUGCUGCCAGCCCGCCUGCUGCACCUCCUCCCCCUGCCAGGAAGACUGCUGCACCCCCGUGCACUGCAAGCCCGUGUGCUGCACCCCUGUCUGCUGCAAGCCCGUCUGCUGCACCCCUGUGUGCUGCAAGCCCGUGUGCUGCACCCCUGUCUGCUGCGAGGACUCCCCCUGCUCACCCCCCUCCUGCUGCCAGCCCAGCCCCUGCUGCAGACCCACCUCCUGCGUGUCCCUGCUCUGCCGCCCCAUGUGCAGGCCCGCCUGCUGUGCCCCUGCCUCCUCCUGCUGCCGCCCAGCCUCCUGCGUGUCCCUGCUCUGCCGCCCCGCGUGCCCCCACCCUGCCUGCUGCGGCCCCGCCUCAGGCCAGUCCUGCUGCUGA